AUGACUGCGACGGGCGUUUCGCUCCUCAAGUUUGUCGGCACCGUUUCGCUCGGCUUGCUGACGGGCGUCUCCUACUCCAUCUCGACCCUCGCCCUCCCCUCGCUCCUCCGUCUCCCCUCCUCUUCUUCGGCUUCUCAGGGUCUCACCAUCCUUAACGAUGCCCUCAAGGCUCCCGUCCUAGCCCUCACCUCGCUCGCCUCGGCGCCCUUCCUCAUCAGCUUCUUCCUCGCCCCGCGCUCCGCCCGCCACCCCUACCUUCUCUAUACGGCCCUCUUCGCCACACUCUCCUCCGUUGCUCCCGCCCUUCUCCCAUCCCCCGCGCCCCGACAAGUCGCUCCCGCCGCACCUCGACAGUCGUCCCGCGCCAAGAUGGAAGCUAGCUACGAAGUUCUCGGUGAUAGCCACAGCGAGCCCGCUAGCGAGGAGGACAUUGACGACGUCAACGGCGAGGAGGUGAGAGCCGAAGUCGAGACCCUUGCGCGAAGCUACAUCGCCCGGACGGCGCUCUCUUCCCUGGGCUUCGUCAUGGCUGUUGUUGGCAUCUGGGGUGAUGGCGCACCCCAGGCUGUUGUCUAUGUGUCGUAA
Messenger RNA from Fusarium keratoplasticum, 585 nucleotides. RefSeq lists its product as uncharacterized. The coding region runs from base 1 to 585 and encodes 194 amino acids. The record is from RefSeq and is a predicted model, not a curated record. Gene Ontology annotation, biological process: autophagy of mitochondrion. NCBI's taxonomy places the organism in Eukaryota, Fungi, Ascomycota, Sordariomycetes, Hypocreales, Nectriaceae. Gene Ontology annotation, cellular component: mitochondrion. The transcript is spliced from 2 exons.